Messenger RNA from Lodderomyces orthopsilosis Co 90-125, 1983 nucleotides. It is a transcript of the gene MNT4, whose product is annotated as Mnt4p. The transcript has a single exon. Bases 1 to 1983 code for a protein of 660 amino acids. Gene Ontology annotation, cellular component: Golgi apparatus. The record is from RefSeq and is a predicted model, not a curated record. Lineage: Eukaryota; Fungi; Ascomycota; Pichiomycetes; Serinales; Debaryomycetaceae. Gene Ontology annotation, molecular function: alpha-1,3-mannosyltransferase activity. Gene Ontology annotation, biological process: protein O-linked glycosylation.
AUGAGAUACAAAAGUCGUCUAAAGCAGGUAUUAUCAGUAUGUUUAUUGAUCACAAUAGUUCUCAUGCUUUACUAUCACAACAGAUCAAUCGAACCACCAAAAGUGAAACCAAAUCACAAAUUUGAUUUAAUUAGGAACAGAAACAAUUUCAAAAAUCCAAUUUUUGCUCAAUGGACAGUCCCCACUAAAGCGCAAAGGUUUAUCAACCUACCUUUGAAAGAUAAAUGUGAUUUAUAUUUCAAAAGUGCUAAGCAUGCCGAAUUUGAUAUCAAUUUUUGGAAUAGUUUUAAACCUGAUCCUCAUGUAUAUAAACGGAAAAAAUGGAUUAGAGAUAGAACAAGACUGGAAAAGAAAAAAUACAAAAAGACUUCGGAUUGGAAGGAGGAAUAUGAUAGACAAAUUGCUCUUGAGUUUUCAGAAGUUGCCCGAGAGUAUUCUGAUUUGGAAAAGAAGAUGUAUGAUGAAUUGGGACAUAUGAAAGUCUUUGGAAAAUGUUACGCUAGUGAAGUAAAUCCUAGUGACAAUUGCGAAAAGGUGCAGCAGAAGUUGUACCCUUGGUUAACGAAUAAUCUACCUUUGGUUACUACUGCUGAUGGUGAAGUGAAACUGAGUGAGUUUCAAGGCUGUGUUACACAAUCAUUGGUUGCAAAUGAAGGUCAAGGUAUUGUGAUCCCUACACAAUCAAAACAAGUGGAAAAUGUAUGUCGCUUACUCAAUUCAUUGAUUGCUCUCGAGAAUAAAUUACCAAUUGAAAUUGCAUACUUGUCGCUUUCUGAUGGUGAAAAAACAAAGAUUGUAACUGCGGCAAGAAACUCGUCGUCUUUUGCACAACAAAUUUCGUUUGUCGAUUUGAAGCUGACAUUGGAAUUGGACAAAUUUCCAUUUUUGAAAUCAAAAAAAGGUGGGGUAUUCCUUUCCACAUUGAGUUUGAUCUUUAGCACCUUUGGUGAAGUGGUUUUAUUGACAGAAAAUGCAAUUCCUUUAAAUAAUCUCGAAAAAUUAUUUCAUAACCCCAGAUAUAAAGCAAGUGGACGAUUCUUUUUCAGAUCACGCCCUUACCUAGAUCGAGAAAAGUUUACUCCUGGAUUUCAUGAAGUUACUUCCCUAGUUAAACAUCAUCUACAACCCAAUUCUGAUGAGGUUAAAUUUUUUAAUUUGACAAGUCCUGAUUCGUCACUUGCAACAUCGAGGUUCUAUAAGCAUCUGUUUCGAAACAUUAUUGAUACAAGUGCCAUUGUCAUGAAUAAGCUGAAAAGCCUCUCUGGGUUACUUAUAACAAUUAACUUGCAAUUUUACAAUGUCUUAAAACUUAGACUCACUCAUAAUUCCAUGUCUGAUUUGAUUUGGAUAGGACAGGAAGUUUCAGGACAAGAGGUUAUAUUUAACAACAAUUACCCAGUCAUGGCUGGUAUUUACACUCCUGAUCAAAACUUACCACGAGAUGCAAAACACUCGUACGAGAUUUGCUCUUCAUCAAUGGCACAAUUGUCAGAAACUGAUGAUAUUUCACUUCUAUAUAUUACCUCAGAUCAAUUACAAAACUCACUACAGUAUACCAAUUCAAUGAAGUCCGUUUUUGAACAAAAAUAUGUAACAAAGUAUACUGAAAUGGUGGAUAAUUUGUUUGAUCCAAAAGAUCCCAACAAGACAGAAAUGACGCGAGUUAACUACAAUGAAGUUACAAAACUUUCACGUAAUCCAUUACUUAUCGAACACAUUAUUAAACCACCAACAUUGACAAGUAUUGUGUACGUGCACAAUUUUGAGGAGCCAAAUGAAGCCUGGGUUGAACAGUCGAAACUUGUGUCUGAAAGGAUGAAACAUAGUGGUAAGAAAUUUUAUUGUGCUUAUGAUACAGUGGGAAAUCCAAUGGAAGAAGGAGUUCGAGGAUUGACUGUCAAUGUUGAUGACGAACUGUUUGAAAAGUAUAAUAGAAUAACCAAGGCAUGGAUGGGGGGUAGUCAUUCAUGGCAUAUAGCAUAG